UCUGCCAAUCAUCCGAUUUGGACCUCGGAUGCGAAACCGCGUCGUCAAUCUCUGGUAAUGACAAAAUGGUGUCGCAAUGCCUGAUGGGUAAGUGCUAGAUAACACAUUUUGGUUUAUUGCCAAAACGGGCUGCAGAAGAAGUUCAAGUCGUGUGGGUGUGUCUCUUUUGGGGGGGAUUGCCACAAUCUAUUAAUUAUUCAUAAUUGAUUGGUACCAGCAGAGGGCGCAGUUGUCAUUUAUUGCCUUAACGGGCUGCGGUAGAAAUGAAAAGUUUGAAAGCACUUUUAAAUCUUGCUCAUUGUUUACACUUGUACGGAAAUAGUCGCAGUAAUUAUUAGCUCGUGGGAUGUUUCCCAUUUCCCAGGAGCCUUUGCACGCGGCGUACAAGCUUGGAGGGCAAAAGCCGCAUUAGGCCCGAAACGGAGAAAGGAGACAUGGGUCAAGAUAGGUUGCGCUUAUCUCGUUCCUGGGGAAGGGCGGCCAUCUUUCACGCCGGCAUCUCUGCGACCGAUCUCCUCCGUCUGGAGCCUGCUGAUUACAGAACUCCUUCCGUCUACUCAGUCUUCUUCGGUUUUUGUGCGGCUGCCGCGCUUUUAUGCUCUGAAAAACGGAGAACGGUCGCCGACGCGGAGGUGAUGGGAAAUGAGCGGUCGACAAACGUGCCCGUUAAAGAUGGGCGCCCGAUCAGACGCGUGGCCGAUCUCGACGCUCCGCCGGGAUUUCAGUCAUCGCCUCCUUUUGAUGUCGUCCCGCCACGUUGCCACGGCAACAGUGUAGCCGAGCGCACCCCGAUUGAUCGGUCGCUUGACAGUGUCUCCUUGGCUUACCAAAAGCCAUGACACGCGGCGGUUUGUGGUACUAAACACGCGUGGCGGUAGAACGCUUAAAGGGCCCGAGGUCGAGCGACGAGAAAUAAUCCACGGAAUGGAAAAAACGACACGCUGGAUGACAUUUCAUAUGAUUCAUGAGUCAUGUGAUCCUUCCCUGCCAGUUGUUCAUGACAACCGCCACCGUACACAAUAGAAAUGAAUAUGACAACUAGAAAUCAUCCACAAAGUCCAAAAAGUCCAUAGCAUGCGUCGUCACACACAGGCGGAUGUGCCACACAAUUACGGUCAUGCGAUUGUCCCUUCAUUAUGAUAACUGCCACCAUGCCCAGUCGAAAUAAUCCACAAAGAGAAAAAAAAAAAAACGAUUCCAUGCCGUUUUCGUUCACACCCGGGCUGAUGUGUUAUAUGAUAACUUGGUGGGGAUCAUUUUUCCACCCGGACUAAAGUUACUGCAGUCGCAAGCGUCGCUGCGUGUUGGAGUAAGUUGGCGCAACUCCACACGCGCAUUCGCUGACGCCCACGUCACUCACCGGGCCUCGCCCCACCUCUUAAAGCCAUACACAUUCAAAGUCACAGAUACGACAGUAGAACCUGAGGAUGGCGACCCCAAGUGGAGAAAAAAAAACAUGCAAGUUAACAGUUAUUGGGUUGAAUAAUCAUCAUAACCUAACAGAAAUAAAUACGACGACUAGAAACCCCAAAGUCAACAAAGUUACCCGGUGUGCGCCCUGAAACGUAAGCAGCGUCCCGCUGUGAAGGAAGGAAGACAUCUGACGUGCGCCGGUCCUCCAGUAAGUGUUUGUUCGGAAUCAUUUCUCCUUUUGUGCCUCCCAAUGAGUAACGCGUCGUCGUUGUUGUUGUUGUUGUUGAUGUUGUUUUUCCCGCUUUGACAGGAGCGAGCGCACGUGAUGGGAACGCGGCGGAUGACUCACAAAGUCCGAGCCGAGCGGGGAGGCUCGCCUGUGAAGGUCACUUCACCGUUGCCAUGACGCCUUCGGGCCUCCCCCGUCGCCGAAGCCGCCGUAGCGGCGAGUGGCCGACGCCAUCUUCCUCCUCCUCCUCCCGCAGUGCUAAGUCAGCAUGCCACAACGGCAACACUCCGGGUCCAGACGGACAACCAUCUGUCAUUUACACUACUACAUAAAAUGGCCGACAAGCCGUGCCGGUGUGGCAUCACGUGGCGGUCAAACACUCAAAAUAAUCCACGGAGUCAAAACCAAAAGUUGUUGCAGCGCUCUUGCAACGGCCCCGAGUUUGCGGUCGCCAUGGCGACGUGGUCCAUCACGCUUCAGCAGCCCGCCAACGAGCGAGCGACCUUGCAGGUGUUUUUGUGCUGCUUCCCUGGGGAAUUAGCCCCGCCCCCCGUGGACAAGUUCUAACAAGCAGAGUGUGGGGGGGGGGGGGGUCUUUUGUCACAUCGCCUCCCACAGCCAAUCCCGGACCAGGACCGGGCGAUGCGGGAUGCUGGAGGGAUUCCGAGAAAUUGGUCGUCCUCGCCGGCGACUGAUCAUUAUCCAGGCUCCGCCCCCAAGGUCCCCUCUCUCUCUCUCGCUCUCGCCGUCAGAGCGCCACUGCCUGCCCACCUCCAGAUGCCUCCGCCUCCCCACCAGGAAGGUGCGCUCGCCGCCGUCUGCCAGCAAACGCCACUGUGACGGUAGGAGUGGAAGGACCCCCGUCAGAGCGAACAUAUCCGGCGCUUCGCAACUUGACACCCGGCCGGGCCCCCCUCCCCGCCCCCCGCCCCCCUUCGCUCACACACGCAGCCCCCUCACUGCUGGGAUUGGGAACAAGAGAGAAAGCCAGCCAGCCAGCCGGCGCUCCCGGGAAGACGAGACAGCUGCCAGGCUCGGCAAGAUGAACGAGAGCCGGAGGGAAGCGCUGGCGGCGGCCCCCGCGCCCACCGCCGCCUCCUCCUCCUCUUCCUCCUCGUCCAACACCACCAACAUGGCGGGCAGGCCCGGCGCCGGACCCAAGGACGAGGCCUUCUCCAAACUCAAGGACAAAUUCAUGAACGAGCUCAACAAGAUCCCAUUGCCGUCGUGGGCCAUCGUGUCCAUCGCCUUCGUGGCCAUCAUCCUGGUGCUGGCCUGCUGCUUCUGCGUGUGCAAAAAGUGGAUCUUCAAGAAGAAGAACAAGAAGAAGGGCAAGGACAAAGGCAAAAACGCCAUCAACAUGAAGGACGUCAAGGACGGGGCCAAAACCGAGGCCUUGAAGGAUGAGGAGGACGCCGAGACAGGCCUGACGGAGACGGAGAAAGAGGUCGAGCCCAAGGAGGAGCAGAAACUGGGCAAAUUACAGUACUCGCUGGAUUACAAUUUCACCGAGAACACGCUGAUCGUAGGGAUCAUCCAGGCGGCCGAGCUUCCCGCCAUGGACAUGGGCGGCACGUCCGACCCGUACGUCAAGGUCUACCUGCUGCCCGACAAGAAGAAGAAGUUUGAGACCAAAGUCCACCGCAAGACUCUCAACCCCGUCUUCAACGAGCAGUUCACCUUCAAGGUUCCCUACGUGGAGCUGGGCGGGAAGACGCUGGUGAUGACGGUGUACGACUUCGACCGCUUCUCCAAGCACGACGCCAUCGGCGACAUCAAGGUGCCCAUGAACAAGGUGGACUUCAGCCACAUCACGGAGGAGUGGCGAGACCUGCAGAGCGCCGAGAAGGAGGAGCAAGAGAAGCUGGGCGACAUCUGCUUCUCCCUGCGCUACGUGCCCACUGCCGGCAAGCUCACCGUGGUGGUCCUGGAGGCCAAGAACCUGAAGAAGAUGGACGUGGGCGGCCUGUCAGAAGGUGCAGGUGGUGAUCACGGUGCUGGACUACGACAAGAUCGGCAAGAACGACGCCAUCGGCAAAGUGUUUGUGGGCCUGAACAGCUCGGGCACGGAGCUGCGCCAUUGGUCCGACAUGCUGGCCAAUCCCAGGAGACCCAUCGCCCAGUGGCACGUGCUCAAGCCCGAGGAGGAGGUGGACGCGCAGCUCUCCACCAAGAAAUAGGCAGGACCCCCCGGGACCCCCCGCCCGUCGCCGCCUCCACGCGCCUGCCUUCUUGUAUAGCCGGGGUGGGCAAAGUAUGGCCUGGGGGCCACAUAAGCAUUAGCAAGGCUACUGGAAUAUUACGUUACAUUCCACUUUAUUGUCAUCACACGGGAAUUAAAAAGUAUGUCAAGCAUAGGCCUUUUUACAUAGCAAUUCUUUUUAUAUUCAUUUAGUCAUUUUAUAUUCAUUUAGCCACUUUUUUCCUAAAGUUGGUCAAUUUAAAUGUAUUCAUUUGUAUUUUCAUUUAUCUCAUUGUUGUUUUUAGUAGUCCAAUAACAACAAAAGUACUCAUUUUUUUAAAAAUAUAUAUUUUGAUUCAAUAGUUUAUCUUUAUUAUUAUUAUUAGUCAAAUUAAAGAAAAUAUGCAGAUUUUUUUUUUUUAUUAAAUAAACGAAUAAUUGAUUUGUUGUAAAUGAUACAUUUGUCAAAUAAAGAAUUUUACAUCUUAAAAUACUGAAAUAGAUCAGUCAAAUAAAUUUUACGUCUGCAUUUUAAAAAACAUUUAUUUUCUCAAUAUUAAAUAGCUUCAUGAAUGAAAGUAAUUAAAUGAACUAUAAAAGAUUGAUUUGAAAUGUGAAUGAAUUACGAUUUUAUUCUUAAAAUCAACCGACAUCUUUCCCAUUUUUCCAUCUCGUCUGCCCGAGCUGACUUUUGAGUCGAGAGACACGCCGGCCGGCCUGGUUGCGUUUCGAGUUUGGAACGCAGAACCUCUCGGCUGCGAGGCAGCGAUGUUUACCACAAAACCGCUGCCUAUUUUUCUUUUCUUUUUCUUUUUUUUCUUUUUGCCAAAUCCAAAUGUGGCCCCUGGAGCGGCCAAGUUUGCCCGCCCCUCCUCCUCCUUCAAUAGCCAGUCUGUGUAAAUACCUCAGUGAUCUCCUCGCUUUUCGCGCCGCGUCCCCGCCCCCGGCCUGGCCCCGCCCCUUCUUCUUUUAAGCAAUAUGAUGUUUAUAGACGACAUAGCACAUGACUGACACACUUGUACAUAUGUGACAUCCACCCGUGCAUACAUACGCGCAUUGUACUGUGUACUGUACGUUAUGCGGGCCACGCAUUUCUAGUUGACGUGCUUCUAUGUUGUUCUAUCUGGAUGUUUUUAAUAAGAUGUUCGAUUUUAAACGCGUGUACAUAGCGCACAUACAGUACGUGCGCGUGAGUGUAGCAGACGUACGCUAACAGACUCAAGUAGACGUUAGCAGACAUAUGCUAGCAGACGUCCGAAAAAGGCCAUCGACCGCUUUGGUUAUUUGAGAGGGGGGCGUCUACAAGCACAUGAUUUCUUACGACUUUUUUCUACUUAUUUGUCAGUCCGAGGGUCCUCGCCUUUACUCAAUCGAACGACGAAUCUCGUAUCUUUUCGCUCACGCCCCCGCUGAAGUUGAGCCGUCGUGAUAAAAGCACCAAGCCGUUGCCGUCGUGUCCUUAAUCUCUUUAUCCUCAUUUGGUUUUGGGUCUCCGCUUUUUUUUGGGGCUUUUUUGGGCUUUAAUUGCAGGAGACAAAAACCGCCGUCGGGUGAUGCCGGUUCAUAAACACUGCCAUGCGCCGGGAGGCUAAGCUAGCUAGCUGGCUAACUAGCUCGCUAUCUGUCCUCUCGCGUUGCACACUGUUCGGGAACAAAACGAGUCUUGGCUAUCAGUUGCCUCGGCCCAGCGACGCCAUUUUUUCACUGCCAAUUGUCACGCCCGUUUGCACUCUUUUGCAUUUUCCUGGUUUGCGAAAAGUCGUCCCGGCGAAAAGAAUCUCGGCGACCAAAACGAGCUGGCGGCUAGCUUCUUUCCGCCAUCCUCAGAAAGCAAAGUUAAUGGGCUCCCAUCGCAUUCUUUACGACAGUUUCCCAACCUUUACUGAGCCAAGGGACAUUUUUCACUUUAGAAAAAUCUCACGGCACACUACCAAACUAAAUAUAACAAAGAAAAUAUAUAUGUCACUAAUCCAAUAUAUACUAUACUCUUAAUUAGUGUGAAAUGUGAGUCUGUUUAGUUGAACACAAAGCUAUUAUUUUGUUGUAUGAAUGGCAAUAGGUUAAUUGCACCUUAUGCCAUCUAGUGGAAGAGCAUUGAAUUAUUCUGCCUGUCACUAUACGUCGGCGGCAUAGAUAGCUGAAAAAAAAGCAAUUAUUUGUAGUAAUUCAAUCAUAUGUGAAAUUGGAUGAUUGGAAUGGUUGGGAAUGAGCUCUACGACGUUUAAAUCUGCGAAAUCUCGCGUGCGUGUGGUCGGGGGGACUUUUUAAGCGUUUUUCGCCAGUGUUCUUGUGUAUUUAGCGUAGCGCUAUUGCGGAGAAGCUACCCAUCACCAUCAUUCCGCGGGCGUCGCCCGCUUUGUGUAUCACUGUGAUGCCGUGCGUGUAGACGUGUAGACUUAGCUCGAGUUUGUUCCGUAGUGAUGUCGCCGAUUCCCCGCCGAGAGAGUUUGUUGAGCACUGUGCAAUCCUCCCGUGUGCGCGUGCGCGUGCGUGUGUUCAUCACAUCGUCGAAAAAGGCGACAUUUUUUCCUCUGGUGCGCGUAUGUGCGUGUGUGUGUGUGCACAGUUCAGGGAGUUAAAUACCAAACGAGCUCUCCAAAUCUGUGUGUGUGUGUGUGUGUGUACAUAUUUACAUUAAAAAAAAAUGUAUAUCUAUAAGAAAUAUGAUAAUCUAAUCUUCUUUUACGUGUCGCCAUCCUUUUCUAUUGGAAGUUACUUUGUUGAAUGUACAGUACGGACCGUGUUGGUGUUGAUUAGAUGUAUUUUGCACUUUUAUUUUGUAUAAAAAAAAAAAACGACCUUUUGCCCCUGCCUUUUUGUGUCAUUUUCAAGCCCCGCCCCCUAAUGAGAAGAGCAGCAAAUUUGAAAAGAACUCAUGUUGGGAAAAAGAAAAGUGUGUGACGCAAAGUAGAAAAACGCGCAGGAAUGCGGCGGUGCAGGAAAACACAAAACAAGCCGACAAAAUAAAAGCCAUUCAACUGCACCGCCGCCGCGCCAAGCUCCGCCUCUGAUGAUUCCCUGCACCAAUCAGAGCAAAGCGCUGUAAAAAGUACGUGAAGAUCCUCGUUGCCUUUGCUGUGUUUCAACAACUGCCUGCUUGACUAUUUUGUGCGUUUUCUCCUCUGUGAUGUCGUAAUUUUUUUUAUUUAUUUAUUUAUUUUUAAUUGAAUUUAUUUUCAGGUUUUUUUUCUCUCUGUGAGUGUGUGCGUGUGUGUGUGUGUGUGUGUGUGUGUGCGUGCGUCUGUUGUGAUAUACGCUGUGGAGUUUUCUGACUGUUGUUCUAUAACUUCAUAAUACACACAAAGGAUCAAUCAAUAAAAAAUGUUUUAUUUCCCUGUUGCUAUACAGAA
Messenger RNA from Phyllopteryx taeniolatus (common seadragon), 7174 nucleotides. It is a transcript of the gene syt1a, whose product is annotated as synaptotagmin Ia. Gene Ontology annotation, molecular function: calcium ion binding; clathrin binding; phosphatidylserine binding. The transcript has 11 exons. The record is from RefSeq and is a predicted model, not a curated record. Lineage: Eukaryota; Metazoa; Chordata; Actinopteri; Syngnathiformes; Syngnathidae. Gene Ontology annotation, cellular component: axon; dense core granule; synaptic vesicle membrane. The coding region runs from base 2292 to 4037 and encodes 581 amino acids. Gene Ontology annotation, biological process: synaptic vesicle endocytosis; calcium ion-regulated exocytosis of neurotransmitter; cellular response to calcium ion.